AAUUCCGUUUCGUUCGGACGUUCGCGCGCAUUUUACAAACAAGCUCCAAUCAGACAACAACAACACAAGAGAAGCUGCUAUCAAACGGGUGUCCCGGCGUUUCAUAAUAAAAAAUAUCCUAAACUUCCAAGCGAAUUAAUUUGACAAGUUCCGAAAUUCCUUUUUUGCACCACUCCCCCUCCUAUCGCUGUGUGCUUUUUCGUGUGUGUAUCCUGCCAUCAUCUCCUAUCGUCCGUUCGAGUGUGUGUGUCCCCAGAGGGUGUGGCUCCCCCGUCGCCGUAGCAAGGAAAAUAAAUUCCAGCACAAAACAAAACAACAUAAAACCUGACAAAAAAUGUCCGUCUCUUCGAAUGCCUCGUCGGCCUCGCGCAAUGGCAGUGUGGAUGAUAGCACCACAACCAACACCACGACCACGACCAAUACGGACAGCUCCGAGCUGACGCACAUCCUGAAUCGCCGGCAGGAGAUCAUGGACUCCCAGGAGGCCGGCAUUGAUGUGCCACGCACCUUCAAGGUGGUGAAUGUCUACACCGAAUUCCACGAGUUUUCGCGCAAGCAAAUCAAGGACUACCAAAAGACCUUCAAUACCUAUGACACGGCUCGCGAUGGUUUCUUGGACCUAAAUGAGCUCAAGUUCAUGAUGGAGAAACUGGGUGCACCGCAAACCCAUUUGGGGCUGAAGAAAAUGAUUGCCGAGGUGGAUGAGGACAACGAUGGCAAGAUCUCUUUCCGUGAGUUCCUGCUGAUCUACCGCAAGGCCCAGGCCGGGGAGCUGGACAGCGAAUCGGGCCUGAAUCAGUUGGCUCGUCUCACCGAAAUCGAUGUGGAUCAGGUGGGCGUCAGUGGUGCCAAGAACUUUUUUGAGGCAAAGAUUGAACAGCAGCUGAGGACGAACAAGUUCCAUGAUGAGAUACGACAGGAGCAGGAGGAUCGUCGUCGCGAGGAGGAGGAGCGUUUACAGCGCCGGCAGCAGUUCCAGCAACGGGCGGCGAUCUUCCAAUAAGGAGUUAGCCUCCCUCCCCUCCCCAACCCUUUUGUAGUCUAGCGCGUAAUGCUUUUUUGGGCGUAGGUUAAAGAAAAUGUGGAACUAAUCUUAGGAGGAGCUGCAGGCAAGCGGCAGGCAUUUUUCAAGCAUCAAAGCACAUCACAUACGAGAACUAUUGUAAUCCAAUAUCCCAUAUUAAUCGUCCAUAUCUAUACAUACAUACAUACAUAACUACAUGAAACAUACAUACCUACUACAUAGAUAAACGAUCCAUACCAAAUGCCUAAGUUACAUAUACUAUAAUUAGUUACUUUGAUUUAAGUGGGGAAAAUGUUUUAGUUUUUUUCGUUUC
This is a messenger RNA of Drosophila guanche, 1337 nucleotides long. It is a transcript of the gene Swip-1, whose product is annotated as EF-hand domain-containing protein D2 homolog. The coding region runs from base 335 to 1003 and encodes 222 amino acids. The record is from RefSeq and is a predicted model, not a curated record. The transcript has 2 exons. Gene Ontology annotation, molecular function: calcium ion binding. NCBI's taxonomy places the organism in Eukaryota, Metazoa, Arthropoda, Insecta, Diptera, Drosophilidae.